UCUUGGGCUCCCCAGAUGAAGGUUCGGAGGCUGGCUCUAGCACCAGAACAUCUGUGUGUCAGGUUGGUGUCCAUGUUGCUCUUGGGGAUCCCCUUUAUCUCGAACAUCAGCUGUGACGUGAGAUCAGCACACUAUUCUCAUGAAAUCGUCAUCCCCCAAAGUCUGACAGCCAAGGGGGGUAAAGACCCAGGACAGGUGUCCUACAUGCUGUUUAUGCAAGGCCAGAAGCAGCUGGUACACCUGAAGGUGAAGAGAGGCUAUUCUGUGGAUAACUUUCCAGUCUACAGUUACCACAAUGGUACCCUGCGGCAAGAGAUGCCUUUCAGCUCGCAUGACUGCCACUAUGAAGGCUACAUAGAAGGAGUGCCCGGUUCCUUUGUUUCUGUCGACACCUGCUCAGGCCUCAGGGGCGUCCUGGUUAAGGAGGAAACAUCCUAUGGCAUCGAGCCCAUGGUCUCUUCUGAACGGUUUGAACAUGUUCUGUACACCAUGGCACACCAAGGUCGAGUCUCCUGCAGUGUCACGUCCAAAAACAGCCAAGGGGACGCCAGGCAGCGGCAAAGGAGCAGGAAGCCUCAACAUGUGCAGGAGACCUCUUUCUUGUGGUCACACACCAAGUAUGUGGAGAUGUUUGUCGUGGUCAACAACCAGAGGUUCCGGAUGUGGGGCAGUAACAUCAGUGAGACCGUGCGGGCAGUGGUGGACAUCAUUGCCCUGGUCAACAGCUUCACCAGGGCCAUCAACACGGAGGUGGUGCUGGCGGGAUUGGAAAUCUGGACCGAGGGGGACCUGAUAGAGGUCCCAGUGGACCUGCGAGUGACACUCAGGAAUUUCAACCGCUGGAGGCAAGAGAAGCUCCUCCACCGUGUGAGGCACGAUGUUGCCCACAUGAUCGUUGGGCAUCAUCCUGGAGAGGACACAGGCCAGGCGUUUGUCAACGGUGCCUGCUCCAGCGGAUUUGCGGCGGCCGUCGAGUCCUUCCAUCACGAAGAUGUCCUCCUGUUUGCCGCGCUCGUGGCCCAUGAGCUUGGGCACAACCUGGGUAUUCAGCACGACCACGAGGCCUGCACUUGUGAAGAGAGGCGCUUCUGCCUCAUGCACGCAAAUAUCACUAAACACAGUGGCUUCAGCAACUGCAGCUCCGACUUCUACUACCAUUUCCUUCACGAGCACAGAGGGGCCUGCCUAUUGAACAGACCGUGGCGCCCAAGCCGCCAGCGCAGGGAUGCCCGAUGUGGAAAUGGGGUGGUGGAGCCACCGGAGCAGUGUGACUGUGGCUCCGCUUGUGAUGAUCACCCAUGCUGUGAACCCACAUGUCAGCUGAAGACGUCUGCGCGCUGUAGUGAUGGACUCUGCUGCCAUAGGUGUGAUUUCAAAAGGAAAGGGGUGUUAUGUCGUCCUGUUCAGGAUGAGUGUGACCUCCCAGAGUAUUGUAAUGGUAGCUUUCGAGAGUGUCCUGCCGACAGCUACAAGCAAGAUGGCACAUUGUGUGACAGAAUCUACUACUGUUCUGGGGGCCAGUGUAAGAACCCUGAUAAACAGUGCUCCAAAAUAUAUGGGUUUCCUGCAAGAUCUGCCCCUGAAGAAUGUUACAUUUCCAUAAACACCAAACGAAACCGGUUUGGGAACUGUGGCCACGGCACUGGGAAUAACUCAGAGUAUGUUGUGUGUGCAGACGACAAUGUGUUUUGUGGAAAGCUCAUAUGUACUGGUGUUGCCUACUUGCCCCCAGUCAAACCCCAACACACGCUAAUCCAGAUCAGUUAUGAAGAUGACUGGUGCUGGAGCAUGGAUGCCUAUAGUACUGUUGACAUUCCUGACUAUGGGGAUGUGCAGAAUGGCACUUACUGCGCCCCCAACAAGGUCUGCAUGGGUAACACGUGCACUGAUUACACUGUGGCCCAGUACGACUGUGAACCACAGGGCAUGUGUCAUGGGAAAGGAGUGUGCAACAAUCUCCAGCACUGUCAUUGUGAUGAAGGCUUUGCCCCUCCUGACUGCAAAAAACCAGGAAAUGGGGGUAGUGUGGACAGUGGCCCUGCUGGCAAGCCAGGUGUUAGGACUGAACUUGAAAAUGAAAUCAGAAGUCUGAGGGGCACUGGUCGUGGUCAUGGCUACAGAGGUGAUGAGAUCAGUUAUGAUCAAAGCAUUCACAAUGCAGUAUAUAUAUUGCCCCUAUUUCUCUUGGUAUUAUUUUUAAGCCUAAUUAUUAUUACUAGUUUUGGGUCUAGAAAGGAUAUAUCACAAUGCACAGAAAAUGACUUGGAAGAAAAUUCAGAAGUGAUUAUUUCAGAACAACAACAGACAGAAAACUAG
Messenger RNA from Jaculus jaculus (lesser Egyptian jerboa), 2316 nucleotides. RefSeq names its product disintegrin and metalloproteinase domain-containing protein 1a-like. The transcript has a single exon. The coding region runs from base 16 to 2316 and encodes 766 amino acids. Gene Ontology annotation, cellular component: plasma membrane; sperm head plasma membrane; external side of plasma membrane. The record is from RefSeq and is a predicted model, not a curated record. Gene Ontology annotation, molecular function: metalloendopeptidase activity. NCBI's taxonomy places the organism in Eukaryota, Metazoa, Chordata, Mammalia, Rodentia, Dipodidae. Gene Ontology annotation, biological process: male gonad development; binding of sperm to zona pellucida; proteolysis.